Molecule: messenger RNA, 2247 nt
Organism: Triplophysa dalaica
Lineage: Eukaryota; Metazoa; Chordata; Actinopteri; Cypriniformes; Nemacheilidae
Gene: gjb10
Product: gap junction protein beta 10
Exons: 2
Coding region: 141-941 (266 amino acids)
Biological process (GO): cell communication
Cellular component (GO): connexin complex
Source: RefSeq, a predicted model, not a curated record
GCGCGACUCCGCCUGCAUCUCAUCGCAGUUCCCUCACAGAACAACAAGAGAAUCACGGUGCUCCCAAUCCACUGUAAAACUUUGCGUUCGCGGUCUGUGAGCGGUAUUCAGAUGAGACACCCUGAGAGAUCACAGUCGCCAUGAAUUGGGCUUUUCUUCAGGGUCUCCUCAGUGGGGUCAACAAGUACUCCACUGUGUUUGGCCGUGUGUGGCUGUCCGUAGUCUUCCUCUUCAGGGUCAUGGUCUUCGUUGUUGCCGCCGAGAAGGUGUGGGGUGACGACCAGAAGGACUUCACGUGUAACACGGCUCAGCCUGGGUGCCAUAACGUGUGUUACGAUCACUUUUUCCCAGUGUCCCACAUACGCCUGUGGGCGCUGCAGCUCAUCUUCGUCACCUGCCCAUCUUUACUCGUGGUGCUGCACGUGGCAUACCGUGAGGAACGAGAGCGAAAGAAUCGCCUGAAGUUUGGCGAAAACUGUCAACGGCUGUACGAAAACACCGGAAAGAAGCGCGGUGGACUUUGGUGGACGUACGUCCUCACGCUGGUAUUUAAGAUGGGUGUGGAUGCAACCUUUGUGUACCUGGUCUACCACAUCUAUGAGGGCUAUGACUUCCCUUCAUUGGUAAAAUGCUCUGAGGUUCCCUGCCCUAACGUGGUCGACUGCUUCAUCUCAAGGCCAACAGAGAAAAGGAUCUUCACCAUCUUCAUGGUGUUGACAAGUCUGUUGUGCAUCCUGCUUUCCCUCUGUGAGAUUGUCUACUUGGUGGGCAAACGUUUAUUUGAAUGCAUCAGGAGGCUGCAGGGGUCAAGCCAGAAACACAAGGCAAAGUCCAUCUCUGAGAUGAGAGGCUCAAAUGCUCUUUUGGUAUCAAACUGCAAGAAACUGACCUCCACAGCUCAGCCAGCCCCAGCAUACAGUGUGAUCAUCUCAUCACCAUAACUGGGAUGUUUGGCUUCAUGUUCACUUUGAACUGAAACACUGAUUCAGCAGACAGUUUGCAGUGGAGGGAACUGCUUAUUUUAUAUCCACUGGAUCUUUCGAAUGGUUUUUAUAUUUUGGAAAGUUGUGGCCUUAUAUGCAAAAAUGUGAGGGAAUCAAAGUGCGGAUUCAAAGUCAUGACUAAAGCAAGUUGGUGCAUGAUUUAGGUGGGGCAUCGGUUAUGCCAAGUUCCAGUAACUUGGACACCAACAGGCAGUUGGUUCUUUUAUUCAACAACAAACAACUUGUAUGCGUAAAAUCAAAAACAUGUUAAUUACAUUAAUUACAACUUACACUUACUUGCAAAACAUGACCUUUUUGUGUUGCUAAAGCACACGUGCCUUCACCUCUUAAUAACGAUGUAAUGGACAUUUAAAAAUGAAAACAGGAACAGGCCAGGAUGACUAAACACUUGCAACACAUAGUCAAUUAAAUGUAACACAUUUAAUUACAUUUAUUUGCAUGAAAUAAUGCCUCAAAUAUAUGCAUUCCUACAACUGUUUCGUCACCUACAUUUUCUGCCCUAAUUUUGCUUCCCGUUGAAUGUAAAUUUUAUUUUUACAUUUAAGCGGUUUACAGUUUAAGCUGUAUUUGUGUAGGUAUUUUAUAUGGUCAAUUUUUCUUAUUACUUUUUAAUUAGACAAAAAUCUUUUCUUUUUUGAUCAGGUUUUUGUACUGUAUAUAAGGUGGUGUAUGUGUGCCUUGUCCAUGAUGUUUCCAAACAGUGGUGCCCAAAACAAGGUUUUAUGUCUUCCAGCAAUACGCAGUAUUUAAGCGUUCAGGAAUUUAUUGACAAAGAUUUGGUGCUGCCAGACGAUCAAAUUUAGGAUGCAAACCUUAACAAGGUUUAUGAUUUCCCAACAUAAACCUGUGCAAUAUGAUUCCUGAACUUCCACACCUUAAAAACCUGCAUCCGUUGCUACUGUCAUGUCAGUUUUUACUGUAACUGUUUUCAUGUCAGACAAACAGGUUCAGACAUUUGCAGUAUUUAAGGCUUUAAGAAUUUAUUGACAAAGAUUUGCUGCUGCCAGAUGAUCAAAUUCAGGUGUAUGUGUGUGUUAAACAGGGGGAGAGAGAGAGCGUGUUCUCGUUCACUGAAAAAACAUGAUUUGCUUUUUAAGGAAACAUUCUGAUGGGUUUAACUUCCUAUGUUUGCUAGUUAACCUUUCAGCAUGUUUUCCUUGUUACAUGGAGUAAUUUAAAUGUGUUAUUGCUGUUGGAGUUGUACUUUACAUUUUGAGAUUAAAGUCUGUUUUUUAUUUUCUUA